GUGGUUUUUAUAAAUAUUUUAUAUAAUUUCAUACAGAUUUUUUUCUAAAUUAAAGUUUUAACUUAGUGGACGUGGUCAUUUCAUUCAAGAGUAAUAAACAGUAGAAGAUGGCUAAGAGUAGAGAAGCUGAACAGUUGGAGAAAAUGAAGGUUUUAGAAGCCAGAAUAAAGGCACCAUCAAUCUGGGGAAGGUAUCCUGGCGGAAUACGGUUCGAAGACUUACAGGAGAGGCGGUAUGAGGACGCUGUUAGAUUGUUGAAGAAACAUUAUUUAACUGAAGAAAUUACAUACCGGUCAGUGAAGAUAGCUGACGAUAAGGAAGGAACGGAUGAAUUCACACAUCAAGCCAGGAUUUGGAUGAAAGACAAAAUGUCCAUUGCUGCGGUGAAGGAAGGGACGGACAAACUUAUAGGUGUUCUCAUCAUGAGGAUUCAGGAGAAACAAGCAUUCUCCCGAACAUUUAGCCGAGUCAAGAUCACUUACAAUCCUCUAUACUCAACGGUGGUAGCAUUUAAUAACGAGCUUGAGAAACCAGUAAACCUAUUCGAGAAGCUUGGUGUAAGGCGGUACUUCAAGAUAUAUUUGCUGGCGCUGAAACCCAGGUAUCGGCAUAGAGGUAUAUCAAAGGAAAUGCUAAGAGGGGCGAUUAGUCUCAGUACGAGCGCUAACGUUCCUGCUAUAGCUGGUUUCUUUACUACUGGGAGGGGCCAGCAAAUAGCCGACUCAUUAGGAUUCGUAAAAUUUAAUGAAAUAUAUUACGUUCGAUAUAUUAUUGAUGAUCAGAUAGUAUUCUGGGAUACCGGUCUUGGCAACUACGGUGCAGCUUUGAUGGGAUAUCGAAUACCGUCUGUAGAAGAACCCGAAGAGAUACAACACCAGCCGUCUUCUCGCUUUAACGUGCAGGUCGCCAAUGAUGAUGAAGAGACAGAGUGAUCUUUCAUUGUUUGAUAUUUGCUAAUAAAAUACUGUUUGUGGGAUUCUGUUCAUAAUGUAUAUAUUAUACGUUAUAUCAGUCUCAUGAAUGAUAUUGUCUUUUAAGUAUUUUUUUUCUUACAAUAAAGUUCU
This is a messenger RNA of Pieris rapae (cabbage white), 1064 nucleotides long. RefSeq lists its product as uncharacterized. The coding region runs from base 108 to 932 and encodes 274 amino acids. Gene Ontology annotation, molecular function: N-acetyltransferase activity. The transcript is spliced from 6 exons. The record is from RefSeq and is a predicted model, not a curated record. NCBI's taxonomy places the organism in Eukaryota, Metazoa, Arthropoda, Insecta, Lepidoptera, Pieridae.